Messenger RNA from Panonychus citri (citrus red mite), 1555 nucleotides. RefSeq lists its product as uncharacterized. The record is from RefSeq and is a predicted model, not a curated record. Gene Ontology annotation, cellular component: basement membrane. The coding region runs from base 47 to 1546 and encodes 499 amino acids. Lineage: Eukaryota; Metazoa; Arthropoda; Arachnida; Trombidiformes; Tetranychidae. Gene Ontology annotation, biological process: cell-matrix adhesion. The transcript has 6 exons.
CUUUCAAAUGCAUUUACAUUUAGAUUUGUGAAAGGAAAACAAAAAGAUGAUGUUACUUAUAAACUCAUUGGUUACCAUUGGUUUUUUAAUUGUUACAAGUGAUUUAAUUAAGUUGUAUCAAGGUGAAGAUUCAGUUGAUCAUUUAAACUCUCAUUUUUCAAUCAAUUGUGAUUUCGUUUCAUGCCCGGUGAUUGAAAUUUGCUUGGAACCUCAGCAAGAGAUUGUCCAAGGAAUCAGGAUUGGUGGUUGUUGUCCUGGUUGUGUUUACAUCUCAGGUGUCAAUGAAACUUGUGGUACAUAUGAAACUCGGUGUAAACAUGGAUUAACCUGUGACCAGGAAUUAGGCCAUUGUGUUAGAGGAGAGGCCACUUCAAAGUGUAUUAGAAAACAGGAGAGAUUGAAAUCUUUGAAUGGAAAAAAAUUCUGUUCCAAUCGUGGAGGUAACUUGGUUUCAACUGGAUUCCAAUUAGAUACAAGUCAACAUGAGCCCGACUGUAAUCAGGUAACUGGACAAUACAAAGCUAAACAAUGUAAAUCAGCAAAUUGUAAUUGUGUCAAUCCUGAUUCUGGUGAAAAAAUUUUCGGCAAAUCUCAGUCCACUUAUCAGUCCAAUAUGACCUGUUCGUGUUCCGUAUCGUUAACUCAAUUAACGAAAAUGUCAUCAAUUAAUCAGCUUGAUUAUCAAUCAAAUAUUCAUCAACAUUGUUCAGAUAACGGUAACUUUGCCUCUCUCCAAUGUUAUCAUCAACUUUGCUAUUGUUCAGAUCCAUUAACAGGUAAACCAAAGUCACCGAUGGUUCUUAAAGAUGCAAUUUCAAUUCUUGAUUGUUAUUAUGAUACUUACCAACGACAGGUAGAAGUUAAUUGCGACGAGAAGGUUGAAUAUACCGAUGACGAUGGUAAUAAGCGACUUCGAGACCUUUGUUAUUGUAUUGACCAUGAUAGUGGACAAAAAUGGCGGAUGAGAAAAGCCGAUCUUAAAGUUUGCUUUGAUUUCAUUGAGUCACAGAAUUUAAUUGGCGCUGAUUAUAGUAAACCAUGUGAACGAAAGCUUCAACCUUUAGCCAAUUUAACUCAAUUUUUCCAGCGAAAAGGUAUCGAUGUUAUCGGGUUAAGUUCAGUUCAAUGUGACCUUGAUGGUAACUAUUAUUAUCGGCAAUGUACUGACACUGAAUGUUCAUGUGUAAACACCAACGGUGAUGGGACAGGUAAUUAUCGUAUCGACAGGUAUGGAAACGAUGAUCGUAACAUGAGGUGUGACUGCGCCAUUCAAGAGUACGAGAUUACAACUCUGGGUAAACCAUAUGAUAAAUUACUUUGUGACCUUUACGGUAACUUUAAGGCCAAUCAAUGUUUCGAGGCUGGACUAAGGUGUUUCUGUGUCGAUUCCAAUGGUAAUCGUAUAUCCGAUGUAAUCUCAUCUAACUUAAUCCCCUCUGGAUUAAGUAUAAGUGAAAUUUGUUCAACCAUGAGAACAAUUUUAGAGAUUGAUCAAGACGAUGAUGAUCAAUUAAUUUGGCAAAAUUAUAAUUAUCAAGCUUGUUAAACAGUCCAU